UCAGAUCCCUCAGAUCAGCUACGCAUCCACAGCCCCGGAGCUGAGCGACGACCGCCGCUACGACUUCUUCUCGCGCGUGGUUCCUCCAGACAGCUUCCAGGCGCAGGCCAUGGUGGACAUCGUUAAGGCCAUGGGCUGGAACUACGUCUCCACGGUGGCGUCGGAGGGCAGCUACGGCGAGAAGGGGGUGGAGGCCUUCAUGCAACUCUCCAGAGAGGCAGGUGGAAUCUGCAUCGCUCAGUCCCUGAAGAUUCCCCACGAACACAAACCGUCGGACUUUGACAAAAUCAUCCGGCAGCUGCUGGACACCCGCUACGCCAGAACCGUGGUUCUGUUCGCCUCCGACGAGGACAUCAGAGGAAUCCUGAACGCCUCGAAGCGGGCCGAUCAGGUCGGACACUUCCUGUGGAUCGGCUCCGACAGCUGGGGGUCCAAGAACAGCCCCAUCCACCAGCUGGAGGACGCCGCCGUGGGCGCCAUCACCAUCCUGCCCAAGAGGGCCACCAUCAGCGGCUUCGACGCCUACUUCAUGUCGCGGACCCUGGAGAACAACCGGAGGAACGUCUGGUUCGCCGAGUACUGGGAGGAGAACUUCAACUGCAAGCUGAUGAGCUCCUCCAAGAAGGACGACAGCAGCAGGAAGUGCACAGGUCAGGAGCGGAUCGGCGUCGACUCCAAGUACGAGCAGGAGGGCAAGGUGCAGUUUGUGAUCGACGCCGUGUACGCCAUGGCGCACGCGCUGCACAACAUGCAGCGGGACCUGUGUCCCGACGUGUCGGGCAUCUGCCUGGAGAUGGAGCUGGCCGGCGGGAAGAAACUGCUCAAGUACAUCCGCAGCGUCAGCUUCAACGGAAGUGCUGGCACUUCGGUGACGUUCAACAGAAAUGGAGACGCUCCGGGUCGCUACGACCUGUUCCAGUACCAGCGGAGCAACGGAACCGGGUCGGUAUACAGAGCGGUGGGACAGUGGACCGAGACGCUGCAGCUCAAUAUGGAGGACCUGCGGUGGCCCCGGGGCGAGCAGGACGUCCCCAUCUCGGUGUGCAGCCUGCCCUGCAGGGCCGGGGAGAGGAAGAAGGUGGUGAAGGGCAUGCCGUGCUGCUGGCACUGUGAGCCCUGCGACGGAUACCAGUUCCAGGCCGACGAGUUCAGCUGCAAGCUCUGCGCCUACAACAUGCGGCCCGGCGCCAACCGGACCUCCUGCCGGCCCAUACCCAUCAUCAAGCUGGAGUGGCACUCGCCCUGGGCGGUCAUCCCCGUGUUGCUGGCCAUGCUGGGCAUCAUCGCCACCAUCUUCGUCAUGGCGACCUUCGUGCGCUACAACGACACGCCGAUCGUCCGGGCGUCGGGCCGGGAGCUGAGCUACGUCCUCCUGACCGGAAUAUUUCUGUGCUACAUCAUCACCUUCCUGAUGAUCGCCAAGCCGGACGUGGGCGUGUGCUCGUUCCGGCGGGUCUUCCUGGGUCUGGGGAUGUGCAUCAGCUACGCCGCGCUGCUCACCAAGACCAACCGCAUCUACCGCAUCUUCGAGCAGGGCAAGAAGUCUGUGACAACGCCGCGGCUGAUCAGCCCCACCUCCCAGCUGGCCAUCGCCUUCAGCCUCAUCUCCGUGCAGCUGCUGGGGGUUCUGGUCUGGUUCGGGGUGGACCCGCCCAACACCGUGGUGGACUUCGACGAGCAGAGGACCAUCGACCCCGAGCUGGCGCGGGGCGUGUUGAAAUGUGACAUCACAGAUCUGCAGAUCAUCUGCUCGUUGGGAUACAGCAUCUUGCUGAUGGUGACGUGUACUGUUUACGCCAUCAAGACCCGGGGCGUCCCGGAGAACUUUAACGAGGCCAAGCCCAUCGGCUUCACCAUGUACACCACCUGCAUCGUGUGGCUGGCCUUCAUCCCCAUCUUCUUCGGCACGGCUCAGUCUGCAGAGAAGCUCUACAUCCAGACCUCCACCCUCACCGUCUCCAUGAACCUGAGCGCCUCCGUCGCCCUUGGCCUGCUCUACGUGCCCAAGGUCUACGUCAUCAUCUUCCACCCGGAGCUCAACGUCCAGAAGAGGAAGCGCUCCUUCAAGGCCGUGGUCACCGCCGCCACCAUGUCGUCCCGGCUGUCCCACAAGGCCGCCGACCGGCCCAACGGCGAGGCCAAGACGGAGCUGUGCGAGAACCUGGAGCCCAACAGUGAGUCUGGCGGCUCCGGCCGGCCCGCGACCCUCAUGUUUAUCACCCGCAUGGUCGUUAUUAAUUAUUGAUUUGUGUGACGUUCCAACGUUGCCGUCCAAAUCAUGGUGGAAGAAGAAACUGGACUCGCGUCGUUGAUUCCUGAGGGAAACAGGAAGUCAGGGCUCAGUAAUUCUCCGUUUAGCUCUGAGCGCUUCGUCACCGGAGGAACGCUGAAGCCAGGAGAGCAAACCAGGCUGCUCUGGUCUCAGCAUGGCCCGGCCCGCAUGCUGCAUGGUCCAACGGGUCGCUCCUGGUUCUGGUUUGGUUCUGUUCAGACCCAAUUAAAGAAGCAAACAUAUUUUAUCAUCCUGUUUAGCUCAGACUGAGCACAGAAACAAAAACCAAACAAUCUGUGGGAACAACAAACCUCAACCAGCAGGAGGUCAGGAUGGAUUUAGAUAAAAAGUCAUGAAGCCUC
This is a messenger RNA of Xiphophorus hellerii (green swordtail), 2634 nucleotides long. RefSeq names its product metabotropic glutamate receptor 7-like. The transcript is spliced from 8 exons. The record is from RefSeq and is a predicted model, not a curated record. Gene Ontology annotation, molecular function: G protein-coupled receptor activity. Bases 110 to 2245 code for a protein of 711 amino acids. Lineage: Eukaryota; Metazoa; Chordata; Actinopteri; Cyprinodontiformes; Poeciliidae. Gene Ontology annotation, cellular component: membrane. Gene Ontology annotation, biological process: G protein-coupled receptor signaling pathway.